Molecule: messenger RNA, 1062 nt
Organism: Diaporthe citri
Lineage: Eukaryota; Fungi; Ascomycota; Sordariomycetes; Diaporthales; Diaporthaceae
Exons: 2
Coding region: 1-1062 (353 amino acids)
Cellular component (GO): nucleus
Molecular function (GO): ubiquitin protein ligase activity
Source: RefSeq, a predicted model, not a curated record
AUGUCGCAUAGCAAAAGGAACACCUCCCGGCCCGUCUUCACCGCGCAUGAGCGGGCGAUGGCCAAGUCGGCCUGGAGCUCCUCAUCCGCCCGUUUGAACAGGGACUCGUUCCUCCCGUUCGGCUCUUGUUCGUUGUGCCUCGAGUCCGCUGUCGACCCCGUGGCCUGUUCCUACGGCGACAUAUUCUGCCGCGAGUGCGCGCUGAACAACAUUCUCGCGCAAAAGAAGGAAAUAAAGAGGCUCGAGAAGGCCCGGGAACAAGAGGACAGAGUCGCCGCGGAUUCAAAGGCACGGCAGGACGAGGAGGCGCAAGCAAGAGCUGUCAAGGAGUUCGAACUGACCCAGGCCGGUUUCGACGUCGCUGGAAGCAGGGCCGAAAGUAGCUCAGAUGUCAGCUCGUCGAGAGAGGCGAAGAGCGGAGACAAACGGAAGUUCUCGCUGGAUGAGGACGAGGUGCUGCGCAACGCCGAGGAUGACCGAGCGAAGGCACGGAAGAAGAUCGAGGAUGAAAAGAGCGCCAAGCCCUCGCUCCCCUCGUUCUGGGUCCCCUCAGUAACGCCAAUGUCAAACACAAAAGACAAGCUGCACGAAGUCAAGAAGAAGGCCAAGACGACGCCCAUCUGCCCGUCAUCCCAGGAGAACAGUCCCCACCCGUACUCGUUGCACACGCUGGUGACGAUCAACUUCACCGAGGAGGAGUCCAAGGAGACCAAGACCAAGACCAGGAUCUGCCCGUCUUGCAAGAAGGGCCUGACGAAUUCCUCGAAAGCGAUGCUCGCCAAGCCUUGUGGACAUGUGCUCUGCAAGGCGUGCGCCAGCCAGUUUAUGAAGCCGUCAGGCCAUGAUCCGCACGCCGACCCGGCAGAUGCGAAGCACGCAAAUGCGGUGAGGUGUUAUGUCUGCGAUGAGGAUGUCACGGAGAGGCCGGCCAAAAAGGGAGGCGACAAGAAGGAAAAGGACAAGAUCCGACCAGGCGUGGUCGAGCUCAAGAGUGACGGAACAGGAUUCUCGGCCGGUGGCACGAACGAGGUCAAGAGAAGCGGAAAUGCGUUCCAAUGCUAA